UUUUCUUGAAGCUUGUUUCUGUUAUCUUUGUGUUAGCUUCAUCAUUUCUUGUUUACUUUUGCUUUGAUUUUCCCCUUGUUAUGCUAUCAUGACGAGGAAUAACAAUCCAGUUCCAGAUCCAUUGGAUCCAUACUAUGUUCAUCCUUCAGAUAAUUCAUCAACAGUUUGCGUUGCACCGCCAUUAUCAGGUGAUAACUAUCAUGCUUGGUCCAUGAAGAUGAGACGAGCUUUGGCUAUGAAGAACAAAUUUCAGUUUGUUGAUGGUACUAUCGAGAUACCAGGUAAAGAUGACCUCAAUUAUGUAGCAUGGCAGCGAUGCAACAAUCUUGUGCAUACAUGGAUCAUAAAUUCCAUAACGCCUUCAAUUGCACAGAGUGUUGUAUUCAUUGAUAAUGUUGAGGACAUGUGGAAUGAUCUUAAAGAUCGUUUCAUGAGAGGUGACAAGAUACGAGUAGCACAAUUGUAUCAAGAGAUUACAAACUUGAAGCAAGGAAGUAAGAAAAUUUCAGAUUAUUUCACUGAAUUGAGAAGUUUGUGGGAAGAGUUAGAUCAAUACAGACCCGUUCCAAGUUGCACUUGUCGUGUGACUUGUGCUUGUUUGGCUAUGAGGAAUAGCAGAUCUUUCAGGGCAGAAGAUAGAAUUAUCCAAUUCUUAAUUGGAUUGAAUGAAGAAUUUCAUGGAGUUGUCUCACAAGUAUUGCUUAUGGACCCUCUCCCUCCUAUUAACAAAGUGUUUUCCAUGGUACUGCAGCAAGAAAGAAAGAUAUGUGGAACAAUUUUUUCCCCUCUUAAUGCUACUGAAGAUGGAUCGGGAAUGGUCAAUGCUGUAGAGGGAAAACAAGGUGGAAGAGGUAGAGGAUAUAGCAAUGCUGGCAGAGGAAGAGGUAAUGGCAAAGUAUGCACAUAUUGUGGCAAACCUGGUCACACAGUGGAUAACUGCUACAAAAAGCAUGGAUAUCCACCUAAUCUUGGUCGUGGAAGUGCAUCCUAUGCUAAUCAAGCUGGAGCUAGUUCUACUCAGAGUCAGGUGGACAAGACUGAAGGCAAAUCCACAGUUGGCACAACUAGUGACAAUGGAAGCAUGGCACUAACAAAAGAACAAUAUCACAAUUUGAUGGUGUUGCUCGAAAAGAAUUCAGGAUCAGUCAAUCUUGCCAAGGGAGGAAAGGAGACAAUUGAAGAAGAUUGGUUCAGCUAAGGAGAUUGAUGGACUGUAUUACUUGGAAGGAACUUGUACUACAAGCAAGCAAGGAUUCAUUUCAAGUGUUUUCACCUAUAAGGAAUUAGAUAGAGUUUCUCCAGCCAUUUUAUGGCAUUUAAGACUAGG
Vicia villosa (hairy vetch) is the source of this 1327-nucleotide messenger RNA. RefSeq lists its product as uncharacterized. Gene Ontology annotation, molecular function: nucleic acid binding; zinc ion binding. Bases 89 to 1198 code for a protein of 369 amino acids. The record is from RefSeq and is a predicted model, not a curated record. Lineage: Eukaryota; Viridiplantae; Streptophyta; Magnoliopsida; Fabales; Fabaceae. The transcript has 2 exons.